CAAUUGACACCUCUUCCCCGGAGAACAUUACUCCACGGCAGCGAGAUGGAGAAGAAAUGAGCCAAUUUCAUAUCGCCGAGCCCCAUUCGCAGCGUAUGGCCACCCAACUCCAACUUAAUAUAAGUGGGGAUACUGCGUCGGUACUGCAGAAAAUCCUUGAAAGCCUUGGUAGGAUAGAAUCUCGGCAAGAAGACAUGAUAAAACGUCAAGAAGACAUGAUAAAUCGGUUAUCAGCUGUAGAAAGCGCUCUUGCUGAGAAGAUGCCAGAACGUGCGGAGAUCCAAGCACAAGGUCAAUUGUUGCGGGAGUGUAAGGUGCUCUCGGCAAAAACCCACCGCAGUGUGAGCCGCAUCACUGGCGAAGGAGUGAGCGAGGAGCAGACUCUGUUGCAAAGCUUGUUCCCAAUGUCGUCAGAGGAAACAUUGCUGAAGGUGGAGGAGCACCUUACACUCCAAGCUUACUCUGACGCUAUGACGGCCAUUAUUCUAAAUAUAAAAUUUACCAAGGACUCGAUAGAGAAGGUGAUGCAGUCCUUAUUUAGUGACGAGUUGGUGUGGCUGUACAACUACGAAGGAAAAGCUGGAAAAAAGGCCCUAAACAAAUUAAGAAUAGUGGAUAUCAUUCUCGGUAGUAUUAAUCUAUUUUUAUUCUUUCCUUUUUAAUUUUUCGUUUUUAUUUUUCCUUUUUAUUUUUACUUUUCCCUUUUUUAAUUUUUCGUUUUUAAUUUUUCCUUUUUAAUUAUAAAUAUUUUACAUAUAGCUGCAUUUGUAAAUGUGCAAGAUAAAAAAAUUUUAGCUGUAAGACGUUUUGUCAGUUUAAGCCAUAAUAGAUAUAAGCAUGUAAAACGUAAUA
Messenger RNA from Bactrocera neohumeralis, 852 nucleotides. RefSeq lists its product as uncharacterized. Bases 57 to 662 code for a protein of 201 amino acids. NCBI's taxonomy places the organism in Eukaryota, Metazoa, Arthropoda, Insecta, Diptera, Tephritidae. The record is from RefSeq and is a predicted model, not a curated record. The transcript is spliced from 4 exons.